Messenger RNA from Rhipicephalus sanguineus (brown dog tick), 9012 nucleotides. Its product is annotated as protein FAM102A. Lineage: Eukaryota; Metazoa; Arthropoda; Arachnida; Ixodida; Ixodidae. The transcript is spliced from 8 exons. The record is from RefSeq and is a predicted model, not a curated record. Bases 212 to 1312 code for a protein of 366 amino acids.
GUGGCCGCUGUGGUGGCUGGAUAGCUGGCGAGAGGUGGGCGAGGGUGCGUCAGACAUGUUGCAAGAGUAAUCGAUACUGUUGUGAUGUUUCCUUGAUGUUGGGUUUACUCGUUCAGGCUGUUACUGAAAUUCCUCGUGUCGCCGGGGUCAUGUGAAGCUGCCAUGGUCUUCUGUGGCUGCCGCCUGAUUCCGAACACCCGCACCUCGAAUCAUGACCUUCAUGCUAAAGAAGAAAAAGUACAAGUUUCAGGUUGACAUUCGCAUCGAAGAGCUGACCGCUGUGCCAUUCGUCAAUGCAAUCCUGUUUGCUAAGAUCCGUCUCCUCGACGGGGGAAACUUCUCGGAGACGUCGUCGAGGGAGGAGGUUUGCAACCAUUGCGUGAAAUGGGACUCCAAGUUUGUUUUCACAUGCAAGAUGAGCGCCAACGCCAACACUGGGGAGUUGGACCCCUGUAUCUGCCGAAUUUCCAUCAGGAAAGAGGUCAAGGGAGGCAGGUCCUUCCAGAAGCUGGGCUUUGCAGACCUCAACCUGGUGGAGUUUGCUGGUGCGGGUCUCUGCUCACGGCGCUACUUGCUCGAGGGUUACGAUGCCAAGCACCGGCAAGACAACUCUAUCCUGCAGUUGUCACUUAGCAUGACACUCCUCUCUGGAGAUCCUUGCUUCAAGGCUCCCACACUGCUGCCAUGCCCUGCACCCAGUGAGCAGCAGCCCAAUGAGCUGCACGUAGCGGCUCCCAAGGUGGAUGACCACAGUGGUAGCAGCAUUGCAAGCAGCAGCAGUGGCUUUGGCAGCCUGCCUCGUAAGCAGCGGCCUACCAUUGGCAAUACAUCUGCAGAAGGGGGCAAUGGUGGCAUGGGGUGCCCAGAGCCAAGCGAGCCCAGGCGGGAGGAGGACUUUGAACAAUGCCACUCGCGCAAUUCGAGCUAUCACAGCCAACAUUCUCGUGGCUCUGGCUAUGGCAGUCUUCAAUCGCACUCAAGACAUGGUAGCUCCGAGUCUGGACAUGUCAGGAACCUGAGCUCUGGUUCGAGCUAUAGUGACACAUUCCCAGGAUCCUUGAAACCUCCAGAUCGAAAGCGCCCCAUCAGCAAGGUACAGAACUUGCUUUAUAAACAGAUCACUGAGGAACAUCGCAUGGACUCAACACGUGUCAAUGCUGACCAGCUCAUAGAGGAUCUCAUCCGCGACACAAACCUCGAGGCAGAGCCUACCGAGGGCCAGGGGUUGCAGCUCUUCAUAGGAAAAGAUGGAGUACCGGCUCUCAAGACUGGCACUUCGAGCAGCCUCAAAACCACCACAUCUUGUGAUUGAGCUCUCUUUGUGCAGCAGCCUUCUCCACCCCUGUGUGAGCUGUUGUACAUCUUUCAAUGUCUUCAUUCUUGCUCACUUUUAUUGACCCCUCCUUUUCCCCUCCUCCUUCAUACUUGUCAAACCUGCCUUGUUACUUUUCCGCUUAACACUGUGCCUCUCUGGACUUAGUUGGGAAAACUUUCUUCGUUUCUUUCUCUUUCUGUGUAUGCAUUUGUGGAAUUGGGUCAUCUUUCAAGUACUGUUGGCUUGUUUUACCUGCAACCACCACUGCGAACUUCGCUUAUUUCCAACCUGGCAGCAGAUCCAAACUCAGAAAUAUAGUUGAAAUGUGACUCCACUACUGCUAAUGAUGCACGAUUCCCAGGGCUGCUUUUAGGUGCUUUUUUUAUGCACGUAAGCAGGAGCAGUAUGGGCUAUGUGCCCUUCUUCACUAGUGACCCUUUUGCAAUUUCCUCCUUUAUACUUUUUAAGUGGGUUGUCUUGUUCUCCUGCACACAUCUUGGGAUGUUCUUUGUUUUCCUAUACCCUUUUAUUAAGAGCUUUAUUGGCUUCACAACUGCAAGCACAGCUGGCAGCACAUCCCAGCUGUAUGCCAUGACAUUGCAGGAUGUGACAAGUUAACUAGUAACGAGUUUAUUUUUUGAGGUACAGUGAGAGUUUGAAAUUUCUAAAAAAAUUUUAUGUGUAUGUUCAAGAAGCUGCUUCAAUCUUAUACUGCAAGGAAAAAGAAAAUUGAAACAUAAUUUUUAAACAUCAAGGUAACUGAAAUGUUCCUGAUGUAUUAUGUAAGUGCUCUGUAGCAACAUGAAUAAAUUUAGCAUAAUCAUUUUCAUAACUAUAUGUAGCAUCUUGCUCUGUUUCUGCUCCUGACAUUUGUGUCAAAAGUGCCUGUGCCAAUGGACAGUGUCACCACCUGAUCUUCAGUAUUUGUCACUGCAGCAGCUGAUAAAAAUGAUGUGAAAUUGUAGCAGGUUAAUAAUAUCAGCAGCAUAGUUAAAUUCACUAUUGUUCUUCUUUGUACAUUCAUAGGAUCACUUUACCAUCCAACAAAAUGUUUGGAAAAAAGAUUACAUCCUUAGUGUAGGGGAUCUGAAAUUUAGUGAAAUAAGUAGUCAAUAUUGAUAUUUUUUAACCCUUUUCUCAUGUAUUUUUCCUGGAGACUUGUAUGUAUAAGGUUGAAGGUGCUGAAGUCAUUGUACACUUUUGUGAUCAGUUUAAUGUUGCACAUAAGCAAACCAGCUGCAACACUUCUGAAUAUUUCAGUAUGUCCCUGAGACUUCUGUACAUGCAGACUAAAAGACUGAAAGCUUUUCUUGUGAGAUACAAGGUAGUGGGUGGAAGCUUUUUAUCAGCAGAUAUAGGCUGAUGAAUUUACACAUCGCACAUGCUGUGCUGAUCACAUUGCUAUGCACUCUUGUGGAAACUAUAUUUUUUCCCUCGGGCUGGAGUUCUCUUUCUUUAUUUCCAAGUUUUCUGUUAUCAUUUCUGCUCUUUUUAUCAAUUCAGCUUCGGAGAGCAACAUACUGUUCUCUAGUGACAGAAUUCUAAGUGGUGUUUAGCAAGUUUUGGAAGUGGUGUUUUAUGACUGCUUUGAGCAUGCUCCUUGUUUUCCUCUUUGCCUCUUUUUGUUGGGCUUUUAACUUGAGUGAGAAUGGAAUGUCUUGUCACUGUUGUUUGUUCCAAACCCCUGCAAAGACGAGCGGCUAAAAAGCAGGUAUGCUGUUCAGAAAUCUCUGUUUCAUUGCAGUCACCCUAGGUUAUGGCUCUUCAGUUCGAACUAUAUCUUCAUCUUGCACCCUAUUCUACCUGCUAAAUGUUCUUUUAGUGUCUGCCCAACCUGCGAAAAUUCUUUUCUGGCUCCUCUUCAUCUUUGUCUUUUUUUUUUUAACAUUGGGCCACUGGGACUUUCAUCAAGUAGAUUUCCCAUGACAGUUACCAUUACAAUUAGCUCACAUGCUUGUGCAUUCUACAAAAUGUUCUAAGAAAGGAAGUGUGCAGGAUGUGUCAUUUUCCCAGUGCUGUUCUAACCAGCCAUUGUUUUCCCAUUAUGUUACUGUUUGUUUCUCUCUUCUCUUGCCUUGGGCUACUGUAUUUUGUGAAAAUAUGAGAAUUUGCAUGUGUAUUAUGCUUCAAUUUGCAUGGUACACAGCUUAUAUAUAAUGCGGUGAAAAACAGUGUUGAAUGAAAGACUUUGAACGCAUGGACCAAGUGCUGUUAGAAUGAAUGAGUGUCUUUCUUGCAUAUAUGCCUGCUUAAUGGCAUAUCUGUGUGUGUGUGUGUGUGUGUGUGUGUGUGUGUGUGUGUGUGUGUGUGUGUGUGUGUGUGUGUGUGUGUGUGUGUGUGUGUGUGUGUGUAAAAUUUCACUGAAUGUAUGUGUCUUCUCAAGUUAUACCUUCUUCAGUGUUCUGCAUGCUCUGUGCUUGUUCUCGGUAUGCACUAUGCUGCUUACUAAUGCUUGCCUAUCUUCUUCAAGAACUGCGUUCUUCUGUGUUUCGCUGCUUAGCUCUCACUUUAGUGUGGCUGUGAACAUCUCCUUCAUGGAAUGAAUGUGCUUUCUCCUCAUUUUUGGCAAUCUUCUUCUUUUCUCUUUUAUAUAACUUUUGCUUUGCUCACUUGUUGAGACCAAAUGUGUGCCUUCAAGUUGCUUUAUAUGAAUGCUUUAGAAUGGUUGUUAUUGAAUGGAAAGGCAUCCUGAGCCAUCUUCUCACAUCUGCCCAGUGAGCUCGUGGUGGAGUUUUUUUUUUAUAUAUGAGGCAGUUUUCUUAUUUUGUCGCUGUGCUUCUCUCUUUAAAAAGGGACAUAUUUGUAAGAGUCUGUUUUGUGUAGGGUAUUUAUAGAAUUUCCAGUAGUGUGGAUGUUGAAUAUUGUCGUUAUUGUGCUUUAGACAUUGGUUUAUGCUGGCAUGCUAGCAGGAAUGGGCUGGCUAAUUAAAUGUGUAUCUAGAGAACAUUUUCAUUUCAUGACCACCAGCAUGGUGAUAAAAAUGAAAGCUCUGGGAAAUUGUGUUCUAAAGAUUAAUCUCAAUCCUUGAACAUGAGAAGGUUAGCUAUUGCAAUCCUGAAAGAGAGACUACUGUUGGCUGAAAUUUGUUCUUUGUGCUUAAAGAUAUGCAAAAUCGAGGUAACAAGACUUGGGUGUCCUGCAUCUUUUUUUUUUUUUUUUUUUAAUUCCCCAUUAUUAUUCAGACAUAUUGGAGACUUUGAGAUGGUGCGCAGUUUUUGCACUAUCCUGGACCAGUAUAAUGUAACUCUAUUCUUGUCGUUUUUAUUCCAAAUUCGCUGUCAGGCUUCUCUGAUUGGUUGAAUUGGUCAGAAAUAUCCAGGCCUCGCCCAUUUUGCCUACUGAACAAGUGGCGACCGGAAACUACAAAAACCGCUGAUGCCAAUUGGCAAGUACGCAAAGGUUAUGCUAUUUUAUGCAGGACAAUCUUGAAGAUCUGUGGACCAGCUAGCAAGUGCGCUUCUUCUGAAACUGAACAGAAAAUGGCAGCGAAUUCCAUCCUGAAAGAAAUUAAAUUACUUCACGGUUAUACCACCCUGUAAAAUGUAGUUGUUUGCAAAUAAAUUCAGUUUUGCUGCCAAAUAAAGGUACCCAGUGCCAGAACGACCAGCGGAUGGCCAUCGAACCAUACGGAGCGGGGCACUCUACAGCUACACUGAAAGAGUUUCUUUUGCUUGGCACAUUAUUCCGAUGGGGCAUUUUUGCGGAUUUUGUUGCAUCUCGUGACAGACAAGUGCAGUGGGCGUAGCCUGGGACCUUUUGACCAAUCGAGGAGAGCACUUGACAGAUAUGGAACGGCAAUGGAAUGGAAGAGUUGUACUACAUAGUGCCCCUUCUCUUGCAGAAGUAGGAAAAUAAAUGAUCAGGUGACCGCAUGACAAACACACCUUUGAUAGAAUAUUGCCAUGCGCUGGCAAUAUGAGUAAUGGGAGGUAAUUGUACUUUGUUUUAUUGCUGCAGGCACUCUAAUCUCUUGUUGUUGCUGCGGAGCGAACUGCAUUUUUGAAUAGGUCUCACCACCAUCUGGUUUCCCACAACCAGCAUAAUUUCAGCACAUGGUAGCAUUGCCUGCUUUAAAGUGACAUGCCAUUUCUUUAACCAUGUCUGAAGCAAGUAGUUCCUUUUUUCUUUUUUGCGUGUGUGUGUUUUUUGUCAUAAAUAACAAAUGUUUUUGUCGUCUUGAAAGAAGUGGAAUGUGUGUGCCACGAGUGAUGCUGAAAUGUAACUGAUGCUUACGUUUUUAAUUAGUGCGGGCUCUUUAGGGCACGGAGAAUGCCUGCUUUCUCAGGUUGUUUGGUUGAAGACUGAGGGGUGGAAAUGCAUAGGAAAUGCCAUGACUGUGUGAAAAACUUCAUUUUUAUUUGCUUUAUAUUAUAGAAUUUAAAUUGGCAGCAUUGCGGGCAUCUAAAAUGCUCCAGUGCAUUUGAUUUACAACUGUAUAUAUGUGAAGAUACAGGUCCAUGUGUGCUAUCGUUGAUCUUUGUAGUCAUCUACAAUAACUUUUUUUUUUUGAAAAAUUAUUAGCGAGCUGGCAGACUGAUUUUGGGAUUUUGGAAAUGGCCCUGUCGUUCCCCACCACACAGUGCAUUUUCUGGCAUUUCUUCCUCUCAUUAGCAGUUAGUAACUACCCUUGUCCUUGAACAGAGAGCAUCACUUGCAUGAUUUUGUGUAUGCAGAACUUUUUGAAGGAUAUAAUAAUUGUGCUAAAAUGGAAGCAUAGAGCCGGUCUUUUGCUUCCGUUUUGCCUUCCUCUUUCUUCCUGGCACCUUCUAUUGGAAUGCAUGUGACCUUGCUGUGACAUGAAUGUCGUGUGUGGACCACACAUUUGUCAGAUAGACACGCUAUGCUCAGCUCCUUACUUAUUAGUCAUAUGCCGUUAAAUAUUGCUGCAGAUUAACUUGUCUUGCAGUAUAUGUAGCCAGCUUUGUCGCAUUGGUGUUCUUUCAACAGAGCUGUAAGUUUGCACAUGCCAGUGGCUCAUUCCUGGGCCACUGGUAGCAACUUCGGAGUGGCACAGCAAUACUGCCCUGCAGGGACUGUCUGGUGUUUAUGACAUUCAAUGAGCAGCCAGCACAUUACACUCAGAAACUGGCACUAGGGACAGUAGAGUGGAGUUGUCAUAGAAUGAGCACAAAUCAAGCAAUGGCUAACUUAUGUGUUGAAGCUCAUUGGAUUAACCCUUUCAGAUCUAGCCAGCCAUUUCCCCACUUGAUCCUCCCACAAAUAUUUUAUUUUGCAGAAGUCAACUUUUACUUUUUGUAUCAAAAUCAACAGGUUAACUGCAUUUCAGAGGUAAUUCCCCCCUUUUUUGUUUGUUUGAUUUUUGUUUUGCAGCCUAUUUGAAUGCUUUUAGGCACUUAGUGGCAAUACUUUGUAGUGGGACUUUCAUAUUUGGUCAUAAACUGAUGUCUCGCACAUGCUUCCUACAGUGCCACUAAAAGUCAAGUUGAGUGUCACCCAUUUUAUUGUAUGUAUACAUAGUCAAUACCUUGGCAUAAUAUGUUUAGUUACCAACCUACUAUAUGCUGUCAGUUCAGAAAGGUUGCUGUGCUACUCCGAAGGUGGUCAGUAGUCCUUGUGUUAUGCAAACCACCAGCUUAAGAACCUGCAGUUUCUAGUCAUUCCCAUUGCACCUGUGUGUUAUAGUGUGGUUUGCCAAGGCAUGAAUGCUCUCUUGCUCUCUUCCCUCCCUUUUAUUUCCUUACCAGCAGCAAUUUGGCAAAACCACAUUUGUUUAAAAUGCUUCGUGAACAGAUUGUAAUGCAUUCUUGCACAAAGUUCUCAUCUAUGCCACGUGUUUUUCCAUAUAGUGAAAUAAUUCCAAUGUUUUUUAAUGUUUAGCAAUUGAGACUUGACACAGCUCUUUUUUUUUCUUACCUGUGUAAAUCUUGAGCAGCAUGCAUGAAGAUCUGGUACCAAGUAGGCCAUUUGUUUCCUCAAUAAUAUCCUAGUGGAGUUGUGUGCUUUGCUUUAGUUUUUUUACCAUUUCUAAAUUCCAGUAGUGUCGCAGAAAAUCAAGAAAUCAACUGCCGAAGUGUCUGAAAUGUCAGCUUUUGACAGCAGCCGAAAUAAUCAAGAUCCUUUUUAGCACCUCUUAUAAAAACUUCACAAUGUUAUAUAAUAAACUGCUGUAAUUUCUCCCAUCCUCUUUUUAAAAAUAGGGUUGUUUCUAUGUGUGAUGCUUGCUGGCAUUUUCAACUGAUCCGUAAUUAUGAGUGCACUCAUUGUUCACAUGUAACGUGAAAUUUUCGAAAUUUUAUUACAACAGUUGUAAUGUCCAAUGCUUUUUUUUUUUUCGUGGAACAAUGUGUUUAGGAUAUUUAGCCAUUACCAUUGCAUCAUAUUAAAAAUCGUUCUGUUUUUGCACGUCAGGGUCAUUGUAAGACUGGUGGUCAAGAAAAGUAAGGUGCAUUUUAUUGCCAUUGAAAACUGAAGAUUGCUGUAGUACAAAAGACAUUUUGGCAAAUGAAGGUAUUCAUAUGUGGAAAACAAGUGAAAUUAUUUACAUUUGUAGAUUUUUGCUUCUUUCUCUGCCCCCAGGUUUUUGUCACUUUGCCCCCCCCCCCCCUUUUUUUUUAAUGUGCAUGCCAAAUAAAUUUACAGAAUUCUCUCAUGUUGCGUUUUCACCGUUAGCGCUCAUGCAGCUUAAACCAAAGCAUGCCAGUGAGCACAGCAUUUUCUUUAGCACUUUUUGUUGUACGCUGAGGCAAAGCUUGUUGCAUGCAUACUAUUCAGUGGUGUUGCAUAACUUUCCUCUGUUAGGCAAAGUGCUGCAAGAUUUCAUUGCUGUGUUUUUCCCAGUUAUCCAUUGGUUGAUUCCUAGCCUGGUGUGGUUAAUACAGGCACUUAGAAGUAACUGGAGGGCUACAGCAGACUGCCAGCUCAAAUUUUAGCCAAAGAGUUUUGGCGCUGACUACAGGCUGCUCCAACUGGGGCUUCAGUAACCCUUGGUGCUGAUUACCUGGCUGGCUGUUGUACAGCCUUGGCCAUGCAUAGUAACAUUUAGUCUUCUAUCAACAGUCCCUGUUUGCCAUGUGCUUUAAUCCUUUGUUUUCUGCCUCGAGCAUCGAAAGCCUUAACAAACUUGCAGUUAUAUGAAGCUUUACUUACUUUUGAUCUGGCUGUAUCCCUCACAAUCUCAUUUCAGUUACUUUAAAGGUCUUGAGAUUCACUUGUGAGCACUCCUCUACCUGACUACAUGAUCAGCAGUAACUUCAGUUGCCACUAAGACAAGCAGUGAGCAGAUGAUAUGGUGAGAGACACACAAAUGACUAUUUGCAUUUGUGAUGCAUUUGCAAGCACCUCUACUUUAGAAGGCUGACAGCUUCAUGUUCAAUUUUGUCCUACUUUCAUUUCAUGAGUACAUGAAGGAGGAACAUAUUUCGAUGUUUAGUCAAAAGGCAGAAUGGUUCAGCAUGCAUUUUUCAGGUUUGCCACAUCACAAACAUGGUGCCAAAAACAGAUGUGCGGGGGUGGGAAAGAACACCUAUUUUUUUGACCAGCUGUUAAUACCGCAAUUUUUUAUAUCACUUUGACACAACUUUUAAAAUGCUGUUUUGUGUCGGAUGGAGCCACUCUUUUGUUGUGCAGAUUUUCAAAACCUGAACUUCAUAAAAAAAAAAUGUCGAAAAUUUAGAGGUGAAUUGGUUGUAUGGAUGUUGCACGUUUUGACUAACUGAAUAAACUGAGUAUUACUGUGA